AUGGAAUCUGAAUAAAUUUAGUGCUAACACUAAGAUACACAAUAACUCCACUCUACUCAGCUAAAUAAACAACUAUCAAUCCCUAUCGCCUAGGGAGUAAUAUACGAAGAUCAAAACUUUAUAAGUUUGCAAAUCUUUUUCAAACAAAUCAGCGGUCACAAGUACAUGUUCUUGGACAAUGAUAAAAAUGUAUGCAAAAUGAGCAAUUAGCAAGAAAUCGAAUUUUUCUCACUAAAAUGCCCGCAAGCGCUUUAAGCAUUUGUUCCUUAAUAUAAGGGUAACUUCUUCCUCAGACAGGGAGUCGACAAACUUGACUUGGAAGAAGAGUUUGACAUCAGCAGAUAUUGCCCUACUACCUCAGUACUAAGUAAGAGUUCUUCUUCAAGUAGCAUAGACUCAAGUUUCUCGAUAAAAGAUUUGCAACAAUUGCUGGAAGAUGAAAGCUAAAAUAACAUUGCCUAGGAGAUCUUGCACAAGUUCCUCAACCCAAUUUCCAGUACUCCAUUAAAUGAAUAUACUGCUGAUAAUUUAAUUUCCUCACAAAUAUUAAAUAAGCCGGUACCUAACUCAGAUUCAAUUCAUUCUAAAGAACUUCAAAUUCAUCUGGGAACUGAAUAAAAUCAGUUGACUUUAUCAAACUCCGGCUAAGUUGAGGAGUAGAAAAAAUGGAAGAAAAACUAGAUCACACCAGAAGAGUACAAAAUGAAAAUAGAGAAAACUUUGGACGAGCUCGUAAGUAAACAAGCAUGGCUCGGAAGACUUCUAAAGAAAACACACAAGAUCAAUUUUUACGACAAACCUUUUAUAUGUUUGGAAAAUCUUACAUCCCCUUAUAAGCAUCCCUGCAUGAUGGAUUUGAAAAUAGGCUCUGUCGCCUAUAAUCCUAAAAAAUCUCAAAAGCAGCAGCUUAAAAUCCUUAACUCAACAUCAGGUUGUUUCAGUUUUAGAAUAAGUGGGAUGGAGGUGUAUAAGACAAUUGAUAAAAGGAUAAUAUUCAGAAAUAAGUAUUGGGGUAGAUCCAUAAAGAGAGAUGAAAUCCAUGAUUCUCUAGGCAUGUUUUUCUAUAAUGGAUGCUGUAUCAGACUGAAUGUGGUGGAGGAAUUUAUUUAGAGAAUCAAAGAGCUAAAGAAAGUUGUCCUUGAAUGCAAAGGCUUUAAGUUCCAUUCCUCAAGUCUUCUCUUGGUUUAUGACGGCUACUUGGCUGAUCGCUACUUCCAAACUAACUGUGAGAACCCAGAACAUCAAAGAUUCGUAAACACAUUCAAAAAGAGUACUUCAAGCAAGCAGGCGAACAUUGACUCAACUACCUCCUCCAGAACCUCCUACGUUGAUCUCAGAAUAAUUGACUUCGCUAAUUUCGAGUACUUGCCAGGCAUUGAGGCUCCUGAUGAGGACAUGAUCAAAGGAUUAGAUAACUUAGUGGGCAUUUUCCAGAAGCUACUAGAGUCGCCCCAGAUUGUCUUAAAGUCAUGA
Molecule: messenger RNA, 1473 nt
Organism: Stylonychia lemnae
Lineage: Eukaryota; Ciliophora; Spirotrichea; Sporadotrichida; Oxytrichidae
Source: the annotation of a GenBank genome assembly